CAUUCCUCACAAUUGCAAUAUAAAUCCCAUGUGCUCACCAGGGGUUUAGUCACUCAUUUUAUUCUCCUCAGAGGGAAAAGGAAAACAAAGAAUCAUGGCUGUUUGGCAGUAUCUUUUCCUCUUUUCAAUAAUUUCAGUACUUUCAGUCUCCAAAGGGGAGGAACAUGUAGAAGAAGUGGUUGUAGAGGAAGCCAUCAAAGUGGAUAACGUACAUCCUUAUGGGGCUCCUAUUCAAGCUGAUCCAAGUAGCCCAGAAAUUCAAAGAGUUGCCAAUGCAGCCGUAGCAGAAUACAACAUGAUAAACAAGAGACCAAAUUUCUUCAAACUUGUGAAUGUUAAGACAGCAGAAACACAGGUUAUUAAUGCCAUCAAAUACAUACUAAAUGUUGAAAUCAGAAGGACAAAGUGCAAGAAACCUAAUGCUGUUGAUCUGGAGUCCUGUGUUUUAGGAAAAAAGACGCUCAACUGCUAUUUUGAGGUGCAUUUUCACCCUUCUGAUAAUUCAUAUAAGAUAAUGUACACUGACUGCAAGAAAUAGAUCAUCAUCGUUUGGACCUAUCAAUAAACUGUACAUUCUUCUAAGUAAUCCUCAUCUUCAGUAUGUUUUUAAAUAUUCCUCAAUUUAACACAAUAUCCUGCUUGUGGAGAGUUUUAUUUAGUGUGUAUGCUUGUUUUUACCUUAUUGAAUAAUAAUAACAUGAUAAAUAUGUUCAUUAAGAUGUUGAAAGCAGUAUACUUUACAGCACAGGGGAAAACAACUCCAUCCCACAAGGGCCAUUCCACAUCACGUUUUACAGGGUAUCAGUUUAAUAUUUAACAAAUUAGCACUUGAUUAGAGGUUCAAUUAAGAAAUAAAGGAUAUGAGUCUAACAAAUAUAUGGGCUAGAAUGGCCCUAGCUGUACCUCACUGGUAUAGUACAACAUAUUAUGCAGUUAGUGCAAAAAUCCCAUCAUACACAUGCAUCAUUCAUUACCCUAUGAUGUUCAUUGGCAAUUCAGAGACACUGUGGUAACAUGUGUAUAAUAUGCCUUAUAACAAUAGUAUGACCAAUACCUACAUCAGAGUCAUUAAGUUUAUAAAUCUCUGAUGAGUGGUUGUGUCACAGUCUACACUAGUUAUAGCUACUGUAUUAUGUUGUAACGAUCAAACUGCAUGCACCAAGAAAUCAUCAGAAAAUAAAUAAAUAAUCCAAGGAGACUGUCUUAUAACAACAGAAAUCAAGUGUAUUAUACAGCCACAGUAGCAGUGAUCUAUCUACACAGAUGUAUGCAAUACAGUUAACCCAAAACCCAUAUACCACCAUGAAACAAAACAACACACAAUAUUUACCUUACAGCACUAUGCAAGAAAUAUUUCUAUGUUGGCCUGUUCCUUAUUAUAGAAAUGCACGAAAACAAAACAGAUUAAACCUGCAUUUCUGUAAGGGAACAACACUCAAUGAAUAUACAAUAUUUACAACAACAACAACAAAACUACCAUCAUAUAGUCUAGUUGCUAUUAGUUAUCACAAAAAUAAUGAUUCCAAAAGAAAUAACUGUAGCAAGAAAUGUCCUUUUAAAAUCCAGAAGACAAUCGUUAGUUACAUAACAACACAGCAGUCCAGUAAAAGGGUUAAACUCUGCAACUAUAUGUGGUUAUAAAUAUCAAUGCUUCCUUGAAUAAUUUCUACAAAGGAUUCUUUGUUUUAAGUUUAAGGCAGGAAAAGAGGCCAGAUACCCCUACCCUUAUACCAGUUUCAAGCUAGCUAGCUAUUCAGCUGGCUUUAGGCUUUUUAUCAAUUAGAAAAAACGAAUAAACAGGUUGUGGCAGGGUGAAAGCCCUGCCGGUGCACGGGUGUGUGUGUGGAAUAUUGGAUGGCAGGGAGGGGGUUAGAUUUCUCCCUGCAAAAACACGUGGCAAUGUGUAUAAAAAGGGUGAUCACGGUUGUUAGUUUAGAAUAGUGAUGGUGAAGGAACGGGGUGGUGCUGGUUGUUUAUUUUGUUUUUGUAUAUGUAAAUAAAUGCGCAUGAGCACUAAACUGCA
Acipenser ruthenus (sterlet) is the source of this 2023-nucleotide messenger RNA. RefSeq lists its product as uncharacterized. NCBI's taxonomy places the organism in Eukaryota, Metazoa, Chordata, Actinopteri, Acipenseriformes, Acipenseridae. The transcript is spliced from 4 exons. Gene Ontology annotation, molecular function: cysteine-type endopeptidase inhibitor activity. The coding region runs from base 95 to 538 and encodes 147 amino acids. The record is from RefSeq and is a predicted model, not a curated record.